AUGAUUGAUGAUGAUCCACGUGAAACUGCUGCUAUAAUGAAAUGGAAUUGUGCACUGUACAUCAAGAGGAAAAAUAGAGUUCUAAAAUUUAAAAUAUUCAAAAAUUGGAAAAAUUUAUUGACUAUUUCAAGCACAGUAUCUCCUGUUGUUAACAAAAGUGCUACACUCCAAAUUAACGAAAAGAAGCAAACGAAUAAAAAACUGCAGGAAGAACUUAAUCAACUUAUUGAUGAACAAAAACAACUUGAAGUAGUAUCAAGCCAGCUGAAAUCAGUUCUCUCUCAGAAAUUACAGACUUCUCAAACUAAUUCUUUCUCAAAGAUUACAAAAUGA
Messenger RNA from Trichomonas vaginalis G3, 333 nucleotides. RefSeq lists its product as uncharacterized. The transcript has a single exon. The coding region runs from base 1 to 333 and encodes 110 amino acids. Lineage: Eukaryota; Parabasalia; Trichomonadida; Trichomonadidae. The record is from RefSeq and is a predicted model, not a curated record.